Cherax quadricarinatus is the source of this 1798-nucleotide messenger RNA. RefSeq names its product ionotropic receptor 93a-like. Gene Ontology annotation, molecular function: ligand-gated monoatomic ion channel activity. The record is from RefSeq and is a predicted model, not a curated record. Gene Ontology annotation, cellular component: membrane. Lineage: Eukaryota; Metazoa; Arthropoda; Malacostraca; Decapoda; Parastacidae.
AAGUAAAACAAAGAGUAAUUUAUACUUUCAGCAUGCUAGUAUGAUGAAUGGGAGUCCAUGGGGUGUGACAGUGUUCCAGGCUCCAGCUGGUGACCUCCACGAUAAUGCUACCAUCAACCUCCUCUCUCAUCUCCUUCUCCGGGCACAACGGGUGCGGGUGUUGUCGUGGUGUGUGAGGAUGGUGGUAGUGAGUCAAGACCCAGUCUUCCUGGCCACCUUUGCUGAGAUCUCUCUCAAGAAGCGUCUUCUGGUGUGGGACACUAAACUGUUGGUGCUCACUUGUCUCUCCCUGACGCAGCUUCACACCCUCAUCUCCUCCUACUGGACCUUCACUAUGAUGAACACUGUCUUUCUUAAUGUGGAGAGUCGUCUAAACCUCAGAGUGAGCAUGUAUACCCGGCUACCAUACACCUCAGAGGGCGCCAAGGUCGUCAACUUUGCCUUGUGGACAAUAAAACGCGGCCUCCUCUUCAAAGAUAUUCUUGCUUUCUUCCCAUCCAAGUUUUCCAAUUUCUACGGUGCCACGGUGAAUGUGACAGCAUUACCAUUCGCACCGUUCUGGGACGCAGUGGAAGGACCAGGCGACACCAUACUUUACACCGGCUCAGAUUACUUUCUCCUGAUGGCCAUCGCCGAAGCACUCAACUUUACAGUGUACGUCGUGCCUACAAGCUCCUGGGCGGAGGUAACAGAACGUGUUGAGGAACGGGUGGCUUUCAUGGCCACUGUGUACCACAAUAUGCUGCCAGAACGCUUGCAGCGCUACGACUAUUCCUGGGUGUACGAAUAUGGGUCUCUGGACUUCAGCAUGGCUCAGCCGGGUAUAAAACCCCAGUGGCAGUCACUCUACUACCCUCUCACAGACACUGUGUGGUUGGCUAUCAUUCUAGCCUUGCUCCUCGCCCCGUUCGUCUUGAUUUUGAUUAUUCGUGUAAGUGAGCAAAGGAAGGACGUAGCUAGAACAGACACUGUUGUCGUGGUCCACCACCUGACAGGGAUGCUGCUGGGUCAGAAUCUGCCACGACGGCUGCCCAAGACCUGUUCCAGUCGUGUACUGGUGGCGGUGUGGCUGAUAUUCGGUCUUAUUAUCACGACAGCUUACCGUGGCAACCUGACAGCCUUCCUCUCACUGCCCAAGUACCCACCACGUGCUGAGACACUCCAGCAACUUGUCACUACUGCAGAAAGAAUAACGAUGCCACCAUACGGAGCAGAGUUCAGGAAUUUCUUCCUUAAGUCUGGCUCACAAGUGUUCCAGAGACUGGCGGAGCUGAUCCACAUUGUUCCCUCAGUGGAGAUCGGACUACAAGAAGCCAUCGACAGGAAACAGGCACAUCUAGAAAACCGUCGCUACCAACAGCUUAGGAUAGCUGAACUGUUCACUCGGGCUGACGGAAGCUCAAAACUGUAUAUUGGAAGGGAGAGCGUCCUUCCUGGACAAGCAGCUUGGCCAAUACCUCACGACGCUCCUUACAGACCCAUGCUUGAUCGCUGCCUCAUGGCUGUCAUUGAGGCCGGCCUAUACGAGAAAUGGAGUAAGGAUCUGUUAACAGAAGCCCAGGUAGAGAGCCGCAGAAAAAAGCGAAAUCUGCUUCAGCAGCAACAACAAGAGCAGAAACAAGAGAGAAAGGAGGACUUCGACUCAAACAGCAACAUCGGGAGUCUCACCAUCGAACACCUUCAGGGAGCCUUCAUGCUCCUCCUGCUAGGACUCCUCUUAUCUGGACUCAUUUUCAUCCUGGAGAUUCUGAUGACAACAGCAAAACAGGGGAAAAUGUAUUAAAGCUUUAAACUGAAG